AUGGAUCGUCGAGGUGGCGGCGGAUCUCGGUCUGCAGGCAACAAGAAUGACGAACUCAUCGUUAAGAGUGCAGACAUGUCAGACGAAGACCAGGAUCUUGCCUGUGAUAUCGCUAAGGACGCCAUGGGGAAGUUCAACGUCGAGAAGGACAUUGCCGCCCAUAUCAAGAAAGAGUUCGAUAAAACCCACGAACCGACUUGGCACUGCAUCGUCGGGCGCAACUUCGGCAGCUACGUCACGCACGAAACAAAGAGUUUCAUUUAUUUUUACAUCGGUCAGAAAGCAUUCCUUCUCUUCAAGUCGGGAUAG
Lytechinus pictus (painted urchin) is the source of this 309-nucleotide messenger RNA. RefSeq names its product dynein light chain 1, cytoplasmic-like. Gene Ontology annotation, cellular component: cytoplasmic dynein complex. Gene Ontology annotation, molecular function: dynein intermediate chain binding. The coding region runs from base 1 to 309 and encodes 102 amino acids. Gene Ontology annotation, biological process: microtubule-based process. Lineage: Eukaryota; Metazoa; Echinodermata; Echinoidea; Temnopleuroida; Toxopneustidae. The transcript has a single exon. The record is from RefSeq and is a predicted model, not a curated record.